Hibiscus syriacus is the source of this 930-nucleotide messenger RNA. RefSeq names its product ethylene-responsive transcription factor ERN1-like. NCBI's taxonomy places the organism in Eukaryota, Viridiplantae, Streptophyta, Magnoliopsida, Malvales, Malvaceae. The transcript has a single exon. Gene Ontology annotation, biological process: regulation of DNA-templated transcription. The record is from RefSeq and is a predicted model, not a curated record. Gene Ontology annotation, molecular function: DNA-binding transcription factor activity; DNA binding. Bases 1 to 930 code for a protein of 309 amino acids.
AUGUCAGACAACCCUCCCACCACUUCAAAGUUCAAACCCCUUAAUAUAAAAACCAAACCCCUCUCUCUCUCUCUCUGUGUGUGUUCCACUCCAAAAGCAUUCUCUCCAAUGGAGCAACACCAAGUCCAAAGUCAACAAAAGGGCAAAUUGAAAGAGAGAGUUGCAGCAGCCAGUAGGAGGAAUAAGUUCGUCGGUGUACGGCAGCGGCCUUCGGGGAAAUGGGUUGCCGAGAUCAAAGACACGACACAGAAGAUAAGAAUGUGGCUUGGGACGUUCGAGACACCCGAGGAAGCCGCCAGAGCUUAUGAUGAAGCUGCUUGCCUUCUCCGGGGUUCAAAUACGCGGACCAAUUUUGCAACUCAUGUUCCAACCGAUUCUCGUCUCUCAUUAAAGAUUAGGAACCUGCUUGAUCAUAAGAAGAGUUUAAGGCAAGGGACUUGUAAUAAUACCAACUCCAGCAAAAUCACCAUUAAAGCAAGUACUGUUGUUAGCAGUAAUGGCACCAUCAAUCAUGCUGGUAGCACUGAUAGCUUUGUAUCCAGCACCGGGGAUGAUGGUUUUACAUGUAAUUCGAUCCAGAUGUUUGAUGGCACGUAUAGGCCGGAGUUGAGCAAUUUCGUCAGUGAACAUGAACCGGCCCCAUCGCAGUUCGGUCAAGACUGGCCUAUCACCACAGGGAUUGAUCAGAUUCCAUUUAGCCAAGGACUGGAGUUUCCACAAGAUGCUGGUCUAUUUUCUCAAGGAAUUGAUCAGGAGGUUCAAGAAUUUGAGCGCUUGAAGGUAGAAAGACAGAUAUCAGCAACUUUAUAUGCAAUGAAUGGGGUUAAUGAGUACCUUCAGAAUGAAUUUGAUCCAAAUGAUGCUAUUUGGGAUCUUCCUACACUUUGCCACUUGUUCUUCCAAAAAGCUGAUUCCAUCUUUCCACCAUGA